Messenger RNA from Hyla sarda, 2269 nucleotides. It is a transcript of the gene STX1A, whose product is annotated as syntaxin 1A. Bases 371 to 1237 code for a protein of 288 amino acids. Gene Ontology annotation, cellular component: endomembrane system; SNARE complex; plasma membrane. Gene Ontology annotation, biological process: exocytosis; synaptic vesicle fusion to presynaptic active zone membrane; intracellular protein transport. Gene Ontology annotation, molecular function: SNARE binding; SNAP receptor activity. Lineage: Eukaryota; Metazoa; Chordata; Amphibia; Anura; Hylidae. The record is from RefSeq and is a predicted model, not a curated record. The transcript has 10 exons.
AUGAUCGCAGGAGAGGACUGUGCUCAGCAGACGGGAUGUGAUUGCUGCAAGGAGUCGGCUUUGUGCUAGAAGAGGAGAGCAGCAAUGUCCAUCCAUCUACUGUAACACUGAGGCAGAGCACAGCCUUAGAAUGUAUAGACAGCCUGUAGGCAGAUCAUAAGGCUACCUACCCUCUGAGACACUAGAGUGAGAGCUGAGAUCCAGCCCAGCCUUGCACUGACCUACAUUUAUCUAUAGGAUGCACAUACAAUUGUGACCACAGAGAACCGAGAGCCCAUCCACUCCUUGGGAAAGCUGAAAGCACAGAUCUGUCCUCCCUCCCUCCCUUGUCUCCCACCAGAUUUCCCAGUGGACCCUCUGAGGGCUGAGGAUGAAGGAUCGCACCCGGGAGCUGCGUGCGGCUAAAGACAGUGAUGAAGAUGAUGAAGUGGCUGUCAGUUUGGAUCGCGACCGCUUCAUGGAUGAAUUCUUUGAACAGGUGGAGGAGAUCAGAGGUUUUAUUGACAAGAUAUCCGAGAAUGUGGAGGAAGUAAAAAGAAAGCAUAGCGCUAUCCUUGCCUCUCCCAAUCCAGAUGAGAAAACCAAGGCAGAGUUGGAAGAGCUGAUGUCGGACAUCAAAAAGACAGCCAACAAGGUUCGCUCCAAGCUGAAAAAUAUUGAGCAAAGCAUUGAACAGGAAGAAGCCAUGAACCGCUCUUCUGCUGACCUGCGCAUCCGAAAAACACAGCACUCAACAUUGUCUCGCAAGUUUGUAGAGGUGAUGUCUGAAUACAAUGCUACUCAGUCAGAUUACCGUGAACGCUGCAAAGGCCGUAUCCAGAGGCAGCUUGAAAUCACUGGGAGAACCACAACAAGUGAAGAGCUGGAGGACAUGUUGGAAAGCGGAAACCCAGCCAUCUUCUCAUCAGGGAUCAUCAUGGACUCUAACAUUACAAAGCAAGCUCUGAAUGAGAUUGAAACUCGACACAGUGAAAUCAUCAAGCUGGAAAACAGCAUUCGGGAGCUGCACGAUAUGUUUAUGGACAUGGCAAUGCUUGUAGAGAGUCAGGGAGAGAUGAUUGACCGCAUUGAGUAUAAUGUGGAACAUUCUGUGGAUUAUGUGGAAAGAGCCGUGUCUGACACCAAAAAAGCCGUCAAGUACCAAAGUAAAGCCAGAAGGAAGAAGAUCAUGAUCAUUAUCUGCUGUGUGGUGCUUGGGAUUGUCAUUGCAUCAACGUUUGGAGGAAUAUUUGGAUAGAGGAGCCACAAAUUGCAUGUUCUGGACAUAGCAGGGAAUAUGCGGUAAACAGUGCAAGCCGCUAUUGAAGUUUGGGAAGUGACAGCGAAAACACGCUUCCCAAGAGGAGAGCCCCUCUGCAUGACUACCCUGUGUGUAACCCAGCGCACGUACCCAGGGACAGACUGUUUACUGCGGGAGGGGGAGGAAGGGGUUUUAAAAAAGCCAGACCACUGACUUGGAAUUGGAUGCAAAGCAAUUCCCGUGCUUCCUCCCUCCAAGAAGAGCAUUCUCCAGCAAUGGUGGACCCGGCUUGGUGCUUUUAGGGAUCAAUAUAGGGUUAUUGCGCUGCCUUUAUAUUCUGUCCCCGUGCCCACCAGAUGCCUUUUGGGUUGGAGAAGGAUCUGUCUCUACCACAGCCAACUAGACACCAGUGUUGGGCCAAAGUGCCAAGCAGAACCAAUUUUUUUCCACCACAUUCCUCCCCCUCUGAACAAAAAAUAACUUGGGACAGCGCGCUGGGACAGACCAUGUUGGCCUCCCCUUUGCAUGACAGGGGUUCAGUGUUUGGGUAAACAUUUUAAGGUUGGAAUAUGUUUUGUGUGAUCCUCGCCCUUUUUCAACACCUCUCCAGGAGAGCGGCACAAUCCCAUUUUUUUGUAUCAUGUGCAUACAUUUCCUUUUGUAAAUUGUGUGAGCAAGGUGUCCACCUGUGUGUGUAUAUGUCUCUCUGAACCACAUAUGCAGAUGAAUCUAUGUGUGAGGAGACUCCUGUGUACUGGAAGCUGUGGAGAUGUCACGGUGGGGCGGGGCAGAACCAUCCAGUUGAGUUCGCGAUGGUAAACCAAGCCCUGAGGUGCCUUACGGCUCGUGCCAGUCGGGAGUUAACCCCUUUUUAGAGCUAGGAGAGUCUCUGUAUUUUCCCAACUCUGAAGGGAUUAAUCACCAGCAUGCUUUGUGAGGAGAGUUUUUAUAUUUGGUGUUAUAUCUUCCUGGUGUAUUUUGUCUGCAGCCCACCUGUGGCAUUUAAUAAAUGACGUGAGUUUCGGGACA